Aureobasidium pullulans EXF-150 is the source of this 3204-nucleotide messenger RNA. RefSeq names its product MFS general substrate transporter. The coding region runs from base 306 to 2939 and encodes 877 amino acids. The record is from RefSeq and is a predicted model, not a curated record. Lineage: Eukaryota; Fungi; Ascomycota; Dothideomycetes; Dothideales; Saccotheciaceae. The transcript has 3 exons. Gene Ontology annotation, molecular function: transmembrane transporter activity. Gene Ontology annotation, biological process: transmembrane transport.
CGCCUUGACUCUUAACCCUCGAUCAAAUACACGUGUCGCCCCGCUCUCCCGCCUGCACUCGAGCCUCUCAAUCUUGUCAACUGCUGGACUCGACUGCUGCUGCUCUCUACCGACGACUCGUGGGGAAGGAAAGGGCUGUCGCAAGAGAAGGCUUCGUCAUCAAGACAUUCACAACUCCCACACACGCUCUCCGGGCCACACCUACUAUCACGGACUCGACAGUCAUCGUACACGCCGCCCCUCGUUCUGGAGAAUGGGUUGAUUCAUUAUCGUACCGCUCGCCUCUCGCAAACUCGUCUCUCGACAUGUCGGAUCAAGACCAGAACCAAGGCAUGACCAUAAGUGGCGGUGGCUACGAUUCGCGCAGCAGCGCCGUCUUCGCCGUCACCGUGGCCAUGAUCACCUGCUCCACCGUUUUUGUUUUUGCCCGCAUGGUCUCUCGUGCUGGAGUCGUCAAAAAAGUCCUUCUGGAUGAUUAUUUUAUGCUUGUCGCUUGGUUACUCGCCUUUGGCUUGUCGUUCUCUAUCUGCUUCGGCACCUUCGUCGGACUUGGUCGUCAUGAAGACGAUGUGCUCAGCUCAUGGCAAGGCUCCUUGAGGAGAUCGCAGUACGCUUUUAGCGUGUUAUAUAAUCCUGCAUUGAUGGCUGAAAAGACAUCCAUCCUUGUCUUUUACCUCAGUCUGUCAAAAACCAACAGGACAUUCCGAUGGGCCACUAUUGCGACCUUGUUCGUUGUCAAUGCUGCCGGAAUCGCCUUGACCCUCGUCACCUUGUUCCAAUGCAGCCCUGUUGGAGCCGCUUUCAGAUAUCCAGUGCCAGCCGUCCACCACUGCACUGAUAUCAUCACCAUUUACCUCUCUUCCGCGCCUGUCAACAUCAUCACUGAUCUCGCCAUCUUAUUCCUGCCUAUGCCCAUCCUCACUUCGAUGCGAUUGCCUAAGAAGCAGAAGACCAUCCUCGUCAUCACUUUUGGUUUUGGUCUAUUCGUGGCCAUUGUCGACAUUGUCCGAAUCGCUUAUUUGCAAUCUGCUUCGACUUAUCGACUGAACCAAAUUCUCCAUUUCCAAAAGGACAGCAGUACGGGACGCGAUGCAGAUGUCACUGAUUUUUCAUGGUAUGCUUCAUAUUCAUUUAUGUGGUCUGCUAUUGAGGUCAACGUUGGAAUCAUGUGUGCAUGUGUCCCUGCUCUGAAGCCUCUAAUAUCUCGAUUCAUGCCACAUCUUCUGCGCGACGAAGGCGAUGUCACCGAGAAACAUUCUUCAGUCGAUCGUAUGCCCACCUUCGAGAUGGCUGUCGCCCAAAGAAUCCCAUCAAUGCCAGACCCAGCCUAUCUCACCACACAGCCGUCUCGCGAGCCUGCCGAGGAGGGCGACAUGGGCAUGAUGGAUUUUCUGACCACUCCCGAUAUGGGAAACAACACGCUGGAGCGAUCACAAACCAUGUUGACCAACUCCACAAGGAACACCCGCGCAGAAACACCCACUUUCUUUGACUUCGUGAACAUGAAGAACCGCAAGAGCUUCGUCCACAUGACUGCAAGAGAAUCGCUAUUCCCAGUCAUCAUGGUCACCGUUCUCUUCUUCAUUUGGGGCUUUGAGUAUGGUCUUCUUGACGUCCUCAACAGGCAAUUCCAGGAGGUCUCUCACAUGUCCCCGGCACAGUCUGUGAGUAUCCACAGUGCUUACUUUGCUGGCUACUUCUUUGGACCCCUUACCUUUGGUCGACUUGCUCUCAAGCACUAUGGAUUUAAAGCAUGUUAUAUCAUUGGUCUCAGCAUAUAUGCUUGCGGUAUUCUGGUUUUCUGGCCCGCCGCUGUUCUGACAUCUUUCCCGGCAUUUAUCAUCGUCAACUUCAUUGUCGGUUUGGGAUUGUCUACACUGGAAAUCUCGGCGAAUCCGUUUAUCGCUCUUUGCGGUCCGAUGGAGUAUGUCGAAGUUCGCUUGAAUCUCAGUCAAGGAUUUCAGGCGAUUGGAACUGUCGUCGCACCUCUCAUUGCUCAAAAAGCUUUGUUCGGCCAAUCCAACGAUGCCCCCUCGCUGAUCAAAACCCAAUAUGCGUAUUUAGGAAUUUCAUUAUUUACUGUCGCUCUUGCAGUCGCGUUCUUCUAUGUCCCGCUGCCGGAAGCUACCGACCAAGAGCUCGAAGAUGCUUGCGAGCGCAUGGACAACGCCAAUUAUGCUUCAGUCGGUGGAGUCCGAGUCAUCUGGUACACUCUAGCUUUAGGUGCCUUCGCAAUGUUCUGCUACGUUGGUGCACAAGAGGUCCUGGCUACAACCUUUGAUUCCUACCUCGCCAUAGUCGCCCCGACCUUCAACGAGACCAAUUACAUGGCUAUAGGGCACACUUUGUUCGCCGUAUCCCGAUUUGUUGCUGCAGGAGCAGGACUAAUCAUCAAGCCUCGACUUCUGCUUGUUUUCUUCCUUACAGGCACUAUUGUCUUCUCCGCUUUGGCCAUGAAUUUCACCGGGUCAACUGCUACAGCAAUGGCGCUCAUGGUCUUCUUCUUCGAAGGCCCACUUUUCGCCCUUCUGUUUGCUCAAAGCAUCCGAGGCAUGGGCAAAUACACGAAAGAUGGCAGUGUUGUCCUUAUUGCAGCUGUCUGUGGAGGUGGUGUCUUCCCGGGCUUCUCCUAUGUGGCCAGCAAGGCACAAAACUCGCAAUACGCCUUGUGUGUGUCCGUUGCAGGCUUCACAGGCGCCACCUUAUUACCCUUUUUCCUCAACUUCAAUCCACUCGCUCGUACUCUCUGCGAUCCCCUCAAAGAUCCUAGCGAGGUCACCGAGGAAGAUUUGCCAGGCAGCUCAACGAGCAGCGUUGCCAGUCGAGCUCUCAGCUUUUUUAGCAUUCGCAGAAAGAGUGCAGGCGAGAUGAAGACCGAAUGGCGCGAACGUCAAGCUUCGGCCGACAGUACUGCAUCGCCUGGCACCUACCCAUUAUGAACAACCAUCUACCAUCACGACAAUCUAUCACGACCGUUUUUUUGUUUCGCCUUUUUUCAGUUUACGACUAAGAUACCCACGUUGGAACGACGGGCUGGAAGUAUGUUAUUAGUUGCUAUUUAGCAUCGGCGUUUAUUGGAGUCGUUGUAGGAAUCUAGCUGCUUUCACUGGGCGAGACCUAGCGUUAAGCUGCUGCGAUUGAAAUAGUGUACAUAGAACGAACAGAUUCUGUAAAUAAUCCAAGCGAUAAACCUACAAGCUACCU